Molecule: messenger RNA, 1330 nt
Organism: Coregonus sp. 'balchen'
Lineage: Eukaryota; Metazoa; Chordata; Actinopteri; Salmoniformes; Salmonidae
Source: the annotation of a GenBank genome assembly
AGUCUUCAGCAGCUGUCCAGGCGGACUAUCUCCAGUAGUGCCCGCAGACAGGUGGACAACAUGGUCAAGGAGAAGCAGAAGCUGUUCCAGGUAAGCUCUGGGUCCAAGACAGGCAGAUGGCGAUGGAGCUGAGAGUUCCCCUGAAGAGCAGUGGAAAUGUGGAAUGGAACACCUGUCUACCGAAGCUCAAAGACUUGUUUUUAAAAGUAGAAGUUGAUAAUUCUAUUCUGGUUUUGUUUACCUCAUUUUGACAGUCAACAUUUGUGUUAAAUCUUGUUUUACCAGUAAUGGUGCAUUAAUGCUAAGGUUAAUGUUAAAGUUUGCACUUUAUUCUCAGGUUCUGGAAACAGAAUCUUAUUUUCCCCCCUUUGUAGCCUGAAAGAUAAGUAUUUAUGAUGUUUGCUCAUAGAGUCACUCUUAGUUUGGGCUGGGCUGACUAAUUUUGCAUGCAGUGUGAUAUGCAAUCAGCCGAUGCAAAAUUAGUCUUUUGAUAUCAAUGCUUUGCUGAAUCUUGCAUAACACCCAGAGGAUUUCCAUAGCUGACACUUGCCCUGCUUUAAAAUGUUAGUGCUAAAGCAAUGAUUGCUUUUCUGCAAUUUGUUGUUGAUUUACAUCUUAGCCUAAGAAAUUCCUGAUCCUUUUAAGGUCAUAAUGUUCAUGGUAAGUGUUUCCAGUUGUUUUAGGUUAGGCUAUAAUAUCUCCCAAGCAGCACUUUGCUUUCCAAGAAGUAUAAAUCUUAAUUGGGGUUAUAAACGUCUCACAGAAUAUUUGGGCUUUGCCAGGGCUAUUGUAGUGCAGUAUGUGCUGAUGAAUGAAAUAUUCAACAUAUUCAGGUGGUGCAAAAGUGCUAAGACCAUUUAAAAUACGGCCACCCAGGCAGAACCAUUUAGUUUUUGGUUCAUAUACGUUGCUAUAAAGGGCUUCUUGGCAUACUUCUGAAUGUCAGAUGAUAGGCUCAUUUCCUGUUUACACAGGCAGAUAACGGGAUACCAGUCCAUCUGAAGGGAGGAGCCAAGGAUGCUAUUCUGUACAGGGCAACGAUGGCCCUUACAGUCUUUGGUAAGUAUGCAUUACACUGAAAUUGGGUAUAUGUUGUACAGCCCUGAUAUGACCCUCCUUGAAUGUGACAUUGAUUGUAAGUGCUAAUGGAAUUUUUACGGCAGGUGAUCAAGUAAUCUAGAUGAAGUCUAACCACAAACAGUCCAGUCGAAUGCCAGUUUCACACAUUUGCUGCUAUGCCUGUUAUAUAAAAAAUCUUUCUCCUCUCUUCACAGGAAGCGGAUUUGUCGUGUAUGAACUCCUCAAUGCAGCAAUGCCCAAGAAGGCAUGA